AUGCGCCCCACCGAGCCCUGGAGUCCCAGCCCGGGGACGGCGUCCUGGGACUACUCAGGGUCGGGCGCCCCGGAGGAGCUGGAGCUGGAGGAGGAGCUGUGCGCGGCCCGGGACCUGCCCUACGGCUACGCCUACAUCCCCGCGCUCUACCUGGCGGCCUUCGCCGUGGGCCUGCCGGGCAACGCUUUCGUGCUGUGGCUGCUGGUCGGGCGACGCGGCCCGCGGCGGCUCGUGGACACCUUCGUGCAGCACCUGGCGGCCGCCGACCUGGGCUUCGUGCUCACGCUGCCGCUGUGGGCCGCGGCGGCGGCGCGGGGUGGCCUCUGGCCCUUCGGCGAGGGCCUGUGCAAGCUCAGCAGCUUCGCCGUGGCCGGCACGCGCUGCGCGGGCGCCCUGCUGCUCGCCGGCCUCAGCGUGGACCGCUACCUGGCCGUGGGCCGCCCGCUGGCCGCGCGCGCCCGCCGCACCCGGCGGAUAUGGGCUUAAGUCACAAGGAUAUGGGCUUAAGUCCCCCUGGGCGUGACCUCGGCAAUUCAACAAACCUUGGUGUUUGAGUUCCCAUCUAUAAAGUGGGGGUAAUAACACAAGUCUUUAAGGCAAGUUACAUGAACUCUCCAAGGCUCAAUUUUUUCAUCUUACUGCCGCGUGUCGCGCCGCCUGCGCGGGCCGGCGCACCUGGGCCGCGCCCGGAACCGCUCGUUGCGCAUCAUCUUCGCCGUCGAGGGCGCCUUUGUGGGCUCCUGGCUGCCCUUCUGCGCGCUGCGCGCCGUCUUCCACCUGGCGAGCCUGCGCGCGCUGCCGCUGCCCUGCCGCCUGCUGCUGGCGCUGCGCUGGGGCCUCUCCGUCGCCACCUGCCUGGCCUUCGUCAACAGCUGCGCCAACCCGCUCAUCUACCUGCUGCUCGACCGCUCGUUCCGCGCGCAGCUGCGGCGGCGCGGGGCCUGCUGGCGCGCGGAGCGCGCGGCGCGCGGGGGCAGCUCGGCGUCCUCGCUCUCCCAGGUCUACGGCUCCCCGUUCCGGAGCCCGGCCCGCCGUGCGGGCCGAGCCCAGACGACGAACGCCUCCUCGGCCGUGGGCCCAUAG
This is a messenger RNA of Lipotes vexillifer (Yangtze River dolphin), 1083 nucleotides long. RefSeq names its product G protein-coupled receptor 25 (gene GPR25). Gene Ontology annotation, molecular function: C-C chemokine receptor activity; C-C chemokine binding. The record is from RefSeq and is a predicted model, not a curated record. Gene Ontology annotation, biological process: calcium-mediated signaling; immune response; positive regulation of cytosolic calcium ion concentration. Gene Ontology annotation, cellular component: membrane; external side of plasma membrane. Lineage: Eukaryota; Metazoa; Chordata; Mammalia; Artiodactyla; Lipotidae.